This is a messenger RNA of Ailuropoda melanoleuca (giant panda), 4639 nucleotides long. It is a transcript of the gene GPR176, whose product is annotated as G protein-coupled receptor 176. The record is from RefSeq and is a predicted model, not a curated record. Lineage: Eukaryota; Metazoa; Chordata; Mammalia; Carnivora; Ursidae. Gene Ontology annotation, biological process: G protein-coupled receptor signaling pathway. Gene Ontology annotation, molecular function: G protein-coupled receptor activity. The transcript has 3 exons. The coding region runs from base 944 to 2491 and encodes 515 amino acids. Gene Ontology annotation, cellular component: plasma membrane.
GCUCCCUUCCCCUGCUCCUGUAGCGCGCCCAGAGUCCGGCGGUGCGCAGACCGUGCCCUGCCCGUUUAGGGGAGUCCUCCCUUUGUCACGGCGCGUCCGCGAGCAUCUCUCCUGGCAGCAAAGGCAGGAGUGGUAGCAGGAAAGGGGGCGCUAGGCCGUGCAGAAGCAAAUGGGCUGCAGAACGGUGACCCUGUCGCUGACACCAAGGCAGGAGGUCGGAGCCCCGGACUCGGGGCUGGGCCAGAGGACACCGCGCCGGCGUCCUGGGGGACGGCUAGGCGCGUGAGGGCGAGGUCGUUGGAGAGAUUCAGGGCAUUCCUCCCAGACCGCAGGUGCCGUCGGGGACUUCGGGGUCCCCUCGGAGCUCCGGGCACUUGGCUUGAGCAUUUCACAGGUUUCCCAUCGCCAUCCAGCCCCUCAAAGCCGGCAGGAUUGAAGAACGGCUUCAGCCAAAUGUUCUCUUCCUUCUGAGGAGAGGGGUAGAGCCCGUCAGCCGGAGGCGACUCGAGAGGGAUGGCCCGGCCCUUGAGGGGUGGAAGGAGCAGAGGCUGAAGAGGGCGGCGGGAGCGGGGAGCGCCCUCCUUGACUAUCAGAUGCCUCCUGUGUUUCCAUCUCUGCCGAGUGGGCUUGGCGGCACUGACUACCCGAGAGGAGGGACGGACGCGGCUCGGCGGGCUCUGACCGUGCCGCCUCCAUGUGGCUGCUGACGGGGACCCAGGGGGGAACCGGCUUGGGGCGCAGCCUCGCCCUCCUCCCUCCCCGCCUCCCAGGCUCCGGGGCUGGCGAUGUGGAGACGUGAGGGGACCCGCGGCUGCCCCGGGUUCUCCAGGACUCCACCAGGCGCCCGCGCGUUCCACCGCACCCGGGGCAGGAGCGAUCCAGGCGGAGCUCCGUGGUGGGCGGACGGGCUGGCGACGAGCGGAGCCGGAACCCCUUCCUCGCCAUGGGGCACAACGGCAGCUGGAUCUCCCGGAACGCCAGCGAGCAGCGCAACGCGUCGGGCGCGGAGGCUGGGGGCGCCAACCGCAGCGCGCUCGGGGAGUUCGGCGAGGCUCAGCUGUACCGCCAGUUCACCACCACCGUGCAGGUCGUCAUCUUCAUAGGCUCGCUGCUCGGAAACUUCAUGGUGUUAUGGUCAACUUGCCGCACAACCGUGUUCAAAUCUGUCACCAACAGGUUCAUUAACAACCUGGCCUGCUCCGGGAUUUGUGCCAGCCUGGUCUGCGUGCCCUUUGACAUCGUCCUCAGCACCAGUCCUCACUGCUGCUGGUGGAUCUACACCAUGCUCUUCUGCAAGGGCGUCAAAUUUUUGCACAAAGUCUUCUGCUCUGUGACUAUUCUCAGCUUCCCUGCCAUUGCCUUGGACAGGUACUACUCAGUCCUUUAUCCACUGGAGAGAAAAAUAUCUGAUGCCAAGUCCCGUGAACUGGUGAUGUAUAUCUGGGCCCACGCAGUGGUGGCCAGCGUGCCCGUGUUUGCAGUGACCAACGUGGCCGACAUCUAUGCCACGUCCACCUGCACCGAAGUCUGGAGCAACUCGCUGGGCCACCUGGUGUACGUGCUGACCUAUAACGUCACUACGGUCAUCGUGCCUGUGGCCGUGGUCUUCCUCUUCUUGAUACUCAUCCGCCGGGCGCUGAGCGCCAGCCAGAAGAAGAAGGUGAUCAUCGCGGCCCUGCGGACCCCACAGAACACCAUCUCUAUCCCCUAUGCGUCCCAGCGGGAGGCGGAGCUGCACGCCACGCUGCUCUCCAUGGUGACGGUCUUCAUCUUAUGUAGCGUGCCCUACGCCACCCUGGUCGUCUACCAGACCGUGCUCAAUGUCCCCGACACGUCUGUCUUCUUGCUGCUCACUGCCAUUUGGCUGCCCAAGGUGUCUCUGUUGGCCAACCCUGUGCUCUUUCUUACUGUGAACAAGUCCGUCCGCAAGUGCUUGGUAGGGACGUUGGUACAGUUGCAUCACCGCUACAGCCGCCGGAACGUGGUGAGCGCGGGGGGCGGGGUGGCUGACGCCAGCCUGGAGCCCAGCCUGCGCUCGGGAAGCCAGCUCCUGGAGAUGUUCCACAUCGGGCAGCAGCAGAUCUUUAAGCCCACAGAGGAUGAGGAAGAGAGCGAGGCCAAGUACACCGGGUCAGCUGACCUCCAGGCCAAGGAGAUGGGCAGUCCCUGCCUGGAGGGAGAGCGGGGACCGCAGCGCGCACCUGCGGCCCCUCUCCUGGGCACCGUGGACUCGCUCUCCCAGGUGGCGCCAGCAGCGCCCAUGGAGCCUGAGACGCUGCCUGACAAGUACUCCCUGCAGUUUGGCUUUGGGCCUUUUGAGUUGCCACCUCAGUGGCUCUCAGAGACCCGACACAGCAAGAAGCGACUGCUUCCCCCCUUGGGGAACACCCCAGAGGAGCUUAUUCAGACAAAAAUGCCCAAGGUGGGCAGGGUGGAGCGGAAGGUGAGCAGGAACAAUAAAGUGAGCAUUUUUCCGAAGGUGGAUUCCUAGUCAGGAUUGUCGGGCUCCCACACGCCUGCCUUCCCUUCCCCUUUCAGGCCCCAGGAUUUGUGGGACCUCACUGCCACCAAGUCCGGGUUGCCUCCUCCAGUGCGGGCCCAAUGCUUUUUGAACGAGAGGGAAAUCUGUAGAAGACCAAUUGUCCUCUUUAUUGAGGGAGUAUAUAUAUUUAUCUCCAUGAUCUGUGUCCUUAGCGAAGUGUGCGUUCCUCUCUGUGCAGACAACAGCUGGGCAGCGUGCAAUGGGUCUUGGGAUGAGUACUCCAUGUGCAGUUUCUGAGGACUCUUUGGUUCCUGGGCCCAGCAGAGAGUACAGGGGGAGAAGAACAUCUAUGAGCUCGGAGGGAACAGAGGCACUCUAAAGGAAGCCCAAGAUAAUUAUGGAGUGGUGUGGCCACAAAGAAAAGGCCUAUUCGAUUGACUCAAAUAGGACAGAUAUUUAAACACGUUUCAUAUUGAUCUGUACCUUCAGGGGAGAUACGGAGUUGGCAUUUGACACCUUUUCUCUGGAAGGCCUGAUAGUGUGACUCAGUUUCUCCCGAAGCUCUUCAUCUCUUUCACUGGGAUGUAGAUGAAGAAAGGCACUUCCACCCCCGUUUGACAGACAAGGCGGUAGAUGUGCCCCGGGGAUGAGGGAGGAGAUACUCUGUCUUGAUUAUCCUGACGCUCUCCUGGCACCACUGAAAGCCUCAGAAAGCUUUGUCUGCAGUGUUGGUUGGAGAAGACUACAAAUGCUUUACUAUGUCUUUGCCCCUUAAAUUGCAUUUUUUCAACCAGUGAGAGAGAAGCUAAGAGGUAGAGAAGAAAGAAAUGUCCAUACCCUGUAGUCUCUUCUCUUCCAACGUUGAUUUCACGUGAAAGGGGCUAUGUCACCAUCAGUAGGAGUGAAUUAUGUUGAAAAAAAAUUAUGCGAACUUUUGAAAUUAAAAGGUGAUUUUAAAAUGCAGAGUUAGUGUAAAUUGGGUCCUCUGGAAACAUCACGCAAAAAAUACUUGAUUAGGAAAGGUGAUGCUGCCCAAAAGAGUGAGAGAAGUCAAAGAUGGCUUUCUUCUGAUGAGGACUUCAGAUGCCAGGUGUGGCCAGCCUCAUUUUCAGUCUCUUUUUGCAACUAUGGUUCUCCCUUCAUUUUGGAUACAAAGGAGGAAGAGGACAGGAAGAAAGAUUUAAUCAUUUAAAAAUGCUGAGGCAGCACCUAGCCCAGGGGAGCCCUUCACUUCCUCUUAUCUGGUAAAGUUUUAGCAGGAGUCAGAGUGGGUAGAGGAGGAAGACAGUGUCCUCAACAGAUUAGCCUCCUGGGGGUGGGGUGGGGGCUCUCAAGCAAUUCCAGUCCACUUUGGGGUGGAUCUCACCAGGCUAAACUCAAACCAUUGAUGACACUUCACUUUUAAUGACGGCAAAACAAGGGCCCACUCCACUCUUCUCUCUAGGACAUUUUGUUCUUGUUAGUAGUGUGUUGGGGGGGCAAUCCAGUGCCUUGAGCAAGCUUGAGUGAAAGUGGUCAUUCUCGCGGGCAAACUUCCUUCCGCAUCCCAAAGGCAGUGGUCCUCAUGGAUCACUUCCUUUAACCGCACUGGCCCAUUGUCCUUCCAAGGAAGCUUAGACUAUGUGCAGGGAGUUUCCUUUUCCUGUUCUCUUCCUGGGUGUGGUGUCUUGUGAUUCCAGAAUAUAAACUCAAAGUCCCUUCCCUAAGAGAGGGAAAACCUUUCUCUUCGCAUUGUGUCUCCUUGCAGUGUUGUGUGCUCUCAGCACAAAUGGGGGACUGCCAUACCCUCUCUUGGCGUCCCCCGCCUCCUGGGCCCUUCGUGCAUGCCACCUGUGGCUCUGUGCCCUGAUAGUUCACUGUGGCCCUUCAAGCUUAUCUUCCAGAACCUUCAUAAUUGUUACAACGUUCCUCCAGGGGAAACAUCAUCUGUCAGAAAAUUGUGUCUACUUUAGAAGAACCUGUCAAAUGUAGCCACUUUGGUGGUGUUCUGAAAAUAUAUAUGUACAUCUUAAUACAUUCUGGUGAGACAGAAUUUGGGAGUUAUUUCUUAUGUAUGUUUGAAGCAGAUGGUUGACUUCUAACAGGUCAUUGCCAGGUGUAUUUCUCUAGUCUUUGAAGAAUUCCAUUUUAAUAAAAAACUGAAAAGCUGUUUCUGAA